AUGGCGGAAGAAUCGUCUGCACUUUUGCAAUUUAUCUGUAAUUCAUUGAGUAUAUUUGUAAUUACAGUAUGUAUAGUUAUAAAACUACCUCAGAUUCUAUCAUUGAUAAAAGCGGGCAGCAGCAAGGGCCUUAGUUUAAGUAGUGUCCUUUUAGAAGAGUGCGGGUACUCUAUUAUGUUAACAUAUCACUUUGCAAGAGGUUAUCCAAUAACUACAUAUUUUGAAUACACAUUUCUUGUUUUACAAGAUUUAAUAAUUAUUUUACUGAUACUGGGUUAUGAUGAUAAGUUUGGAAUCAGUACAUUAGCUUAUUUUGCAUCAUAUUUAUUUGUUUUUAUAAGUUUUUCCAUGGGUAUGGUACCAGAUAUUUUUUUGACUACAGCUAUUAGUUUAUGUACACCUUUAGCAAUGUCAAGUAAAUUAAUACAGCUAUUUAAAAUAGUGAAAAAUCAAGAUCCAGGCCAAGUUAGUGCCACAACAUGGGGACUGGCAUUCUGUUCCACUUUUGCAAGAUGUAUAACAACAUUGAUACAGACUGGUGAUAAGGCUGUGUUGAUAAACUUCUCAUUAAGUUGUUUUCUUAAUUUCUCUUUAACAUCAUUAGUCAUAUAUUAUAGACAUGAUAAAAAGAAGAAAUUUUAUUGAUCAUUUUUAUAUUUUUAUAAUAAAAUACUGCAACACUUUAAUUCAUUAUGCUUAUACCAAUAUCUAAAAGGAAUAAGCGUUUUUAUGAGAUUCAAUCGACUCGAUCGAUUUACAGGGGUAAAGAGGUUUUUCUAAAUUUUGUAUGUGUAUCGGCAGCACUGGUAGUAUCAAUUUGCAGUUUGCAUCAUUCCAAUUUUCCAAUCAGACAUCUGUGGUUCCUGCAAUGCCACUAAAAUUAAGCGUUCGAUGAGGUCAAUAAUCAUAACUCGUAUAAAUUGCAAGUGUAACAUGAUUUAUAACUAAAGUAAUAUGCUAUGAUGUUAGCUUGAAAACUAAACCCCAAUAAAACACUUUGCAACGUUUGUAUGUGAUUAACAAAAAUAACAGCCAUAUGACUCUCCUUUAUUUUACAUUCUACAAACGAUAUUCCUGUAUAUUCAAUCUACAAAUUUUUACUUAAAAAAAAUCUCAGUACACAUACCGCAAUAAAAAAAAACUCCUCAACUCAUGAUCGAAAGGUGAUGCUUAAAUGUGUUUAAAUUUUUUUGGGGGAUUUUUUUUAAAACGAUUUUAAAUACACUGUAUUAUGAAAUGAUUUUGAAUUUGAAUAUUUGUGAUAAACGUAACAUGAAAGAUGGGUGGUACUGAAAUAAUUCAAAAGGUAAUUUUAUUUCAAAUAUCAAAAACACACUUUAAUGAUUGAAAUGGUAAAUGAAUAUAUCCAAUUGAAUAACUUAAAGAAAGAGAACAUUUGAAUCAUAUGAUAUUAAUGGUUGAAAAUAAAAUAAUGUUCAUAGCGUAACAUGAAAGAGAGAUGAUUUACUUAAAAUAAUGUUAUAUCAAAUUUGUAUAUUAAUAUAAUAAUUAACACAUUCAAAACANAAAAGAG
Messenger RNA from Lottia gigantea (owl limpet), 1534 nucleotides. RefSeq lists its product as hypothetical. Bases 1 to 645 code for a protein of 214 amino acids. Lineage: Eukaryota; Metazoa; Mollusca; Gastropoda; Lottiidae. The transcript has 6 exons. The record is from RefSeq and is a predicted model, not a curated record.